AUGCUUGUUUACGUUGAUGACAUCAUUGUCACGGGGAAUGACAACGCUCUGUUAAACCACACGCUUGAAGGUCUUGCUACACGAUUCUCAGUCAAGGAUCAUGAAGAACUCCAUUACUUUCUUGGAGUUGAAGCUAAACGGUGCUCCCUUGGUCUGCACCUCAAUCAACGUAAGUAUGUUCUUGACUUAUUGGGCAACACAAACAUGCUAGGUGCCAAACCAGUUGCUACGCCCAUGGCUACAUCUCCAAAACUCACUCUCCAGUCUGGUACACGACUUGCUGAUCCGGCUGAAUAUCGAAGAAUUGUGGGUAGUCUUCAAUAUCUAGCAUUCACUAGGCCUGAUAUAUCAUAUGCGGUAAAUCGCUUAUCUCAGUUUAUGCAUCAACCAUCAACGGAUCACUGGACGGCGGUGAAGCGUGUCUUACGAUACUUAGCGGUUACUUUAGAUCAUGGGAUAUUACUCACACGUGGUACAAAUCGGUGUUUACAUGCGUAUACGGACGCUGAUUGGGCAGGGGACUCGGACGACUAUGUCUCCACCAAUGGUUAUAUUGUGUAUCUCGGUCAACAUCCCAUCUCAUGGUCCUCAAAGAAACAGCGGAGCAUUGCCAGAUCAUCAACCGAAGCGGAAUACCGGUCAGUGGCUACGACUUCUAUUGAACUGAACUGGAUAUGCUCUCUACUUAAGGAACUAGGGGUCUCGUUCACUACCCCUCCGGUUAUAUAUUGUGAUAAUAUUGGUGCAACAUACUUGUGUGCCAAUCCCAUUUUUCAUUCACGCAUGAAACAUGUGGCCUUGGACUAUCAUUUCAUCAGGAAUCAAGUUCAAUCCGGGCAACUCUGUGUUGUUCAUGUCUCCACCAAAAAUCAAUUGGCUGAUGCAUUUACCAAAUCAGUGUCUCGGGCUGCCUUUACCAGUGUCUCGGGCUGCCUUUACCAACUUCUCUACUAA
This is a messenger RNA of Camelina sativa (false flax), 954 nucleotides long. The record is from RefSeq and is a predicted model, not a curated record. NCBI's taxonomy places the organism in Eukaryota, Viridiplantae, Streptophyta, Magnoliopsida, Brassicales, Brassicaceae.